GAAACCGGUUUAUGUAAAUGAGUGGUGUUGGUGCCAUUUUAAUGCUUGACUCUGAGCAGAGCGGAGCUUCAUUCACUGUGUGUGUGUGUGUGUGUGUGUGUGUGAGAGAGAGAGAGAGAGAGAGAGAGAGAGAUAGAGAGAGAGAGAGAGGCUGCAGGGAAUAAAAGCCGCGGUUUCUUUAGGUUGCACAGGAUUAUCGCGCAGCGCAGAAGGAGGAGAAUCAUGGACGCGCCUCAACAAAGACGGAAAAGUUGUUUUGAAUGAAUUUGAAGUUGAACAGAAAGUGUAGCAGGAAAUUUCCAAGAUGAGGUGGGAUUGGCUGUUUUGUGUCCUCGCAUGCUUAAAACUCCCGACGUGUUUCGUGCACGGUGCCGUGGUGAACCUCCGCGCAAACGCGGACCCGGGCAGCACCAUCGCACGCGCUGGGCACCGAGGCUCCGCCUGCACUCUACAUCAGGUCAUCGCUCCGAGGUUCGCGCAGACUUUUCUCAAAACGAACCCCUCCGAGGGCACGGUGUCCGUCUCGGGUUCUCUGCCCCGCUGCCGCACUUUACCUGCAAACCCAUUUCCGGUGUACAUGGUGACAGACUGCACGAGCGACGUCCCCGGUUUCAGGCACCUUUUAGUCAGACAAUACCACGUGCGCAUCCACGGGAAGGAGUGCCAGAGCAGACCUGAACCCAGGGAGAGAUGGGACAUGGAGGUUAUAUCUUUGUUGAACCUGCACGACCAGGAGAAUAAAUGUCACGAGCCUGGACGUGCACUCUUUCACUUACAGGAAGUGCUACCUUUACAUCCAGGUUCAGUGUGCAACGUAAGCAGAACUGCUUUUUAUGUUUCUGGGGGUGAACUGUUCGUAUCCCAGCCUCUCUGCUUGAAGCACAGCACACUGGUGGAGUUCGAUCUGCGCUGCCAGGGACAAGCACCAGAAAGAGUAGUUUCCACGCAUUGGCACAUAGGUCAUGGUUCCUUCAGGCAAACUUACCUGGAACGGUUACUAUCUAAAGUGGCGGCUCACAGUGAUUCCGGUUUGCUUAGCAGGAAAAAGAGGAAUGCAAAGACAAACACCAGCCCGCAGUUUCAGCCUCCCAUGUACCAAGUGUCUGUACCGGAAAACAAACCUGCAGGAACGUCUGUGGUCACCCUGAGAGCGACGGAUCCAGACGGAGGAGAAGCAGGACGUCUGGAAUAUUCCAUCGAAGCCCUUUUUGACAGCCGUUCCAACAACCUCUUCAUCGUGGACUCUGUGAGCGGAUUAGUGUCCACCGUCGAGGAGCUGGACCGAGAGACGAAGGACACUCACGUCUUCAGAGUGACGGCCGUGGACCAUGGUUCACCACGACGCACGGCCAUGGCAACUCUGACCGUAACCGUGAGCGACACAAACGACCAUGACCCAGUGUUUGAACAGCAGGACUAUAAAGAGAGAGUGCGGGAAAACCUGGAGAUCGGCUACGAGGUGCUCACUGUACGAGCCACAGACGGAGAUGCGCCGGUGAAUGGCAACAUUCUGUACAACAUCCUAAAUAGCAACGGAUCUAAUGAUGUUUUCGAGAUCGACUCACGUUCUGGAGUGAUUCGAACCCGUGGUCCUGUGGAUCGGGAAACGGUUGAGUCUUUCAUGCUUCUUGUUGAAGCCAACGAUCAAGGUCGUUCGCCUGGGCCUCGAAGCGCAACGGUUUCUGUGCACAUCGUGGUGGAGGACGACAAUGACAACACGCCACAGUUUAGUGAGAAACGCUACACUGUGCAAGUACCAGAAGAUCUAACACCCAAUACUGUGAUCCUGCAAGUGAAUGCAAGUGAUCAGGAUCACGGCAGCAAUGCUGUGGUUCACUUUAGCAUCAUGAGCGGUAACACUAGAGGACAAUUUUAUAUUGAUGCACAAACCGGGAAGUUGGACCUUGUUAGCCAGCUGGACUAUGAGACAAAUAAAGAAUACACUCUGCGAAUCAGGGCUCAGGAUGGUGGUCGUCCACCUUUGUCCAACAUCUCCGGCCUGGUGACGGUGCAGGUUUUGGACGUGAACGACAACGCGCCAAUUUUCGUCAGCACACCCUUUCAGGCAACAGUUCUGGAAAAUGUGCCCCUGGGAUACUCGGUUAUACACAUUCAGGCCGUGGACGCAGACUCUGGAGAUAACUCCAGACUGGAAUACCAGCUCACAGAGAGGACACCAAACUUCCCAUUUGCAAUAAAUAACAGCACUGGAUGGAUUGUAGUAGCAGCAGGUCUAGACCGGGAGAGUGUGGACUUCUACAGCUUUGGUGUGGAGGCUCGUGAUCAUGGCACACCCGUAAUGUCUUCUUCCGCUAGCAUUAGCAUGACCGUCUUGGACGUUAAUGACAACAACCCGGAGUUCACACAAAAAGCUUACUACAUGCGUCUAAAUGAGGAUGCUACCGUAGGAACGAGCGUAGUGACUGUUUCGGCAGUGGAUAGGGACAUCAACAGCGUAAUCACCUAUCAGAUUGCUAGCGGAAACACAAGAAACCGCUUCUCUAUCACCAGCCAGAGCGGAGGCGGACUCAUCACACUCGCACUUCCACUUGAUUAUAAACUGGAGAGGCAGUAUGUUCUGAGCGUAACUGCUUCUGAUGGGACACGUUUUGACACGGCUAAGGUGUACAUAAACGUCACAGAUGCUAACACGCACCGCCCUGUUUUCCAAAGCUCGCAUUACACUGUCAACAUUAACGAGGACCGUCUUGUGGGAACUACCGUCGUGGUGAUCAGUGCCACGGAUGAGGACACGGGCGAGAAUGCACGCAUUACAUACUACAUGGAUGACAGCAUUCCACAGUUUAGCAUCGAUCCGGAUUCGGGUGCCGUGACAACGCAGAUGGAGCUAGACUACGAAGACCAGGUGUCCUACACGCUGGCCAUCACGGCUCGAGACAACGGAAUACCGCAGAAAUCCGAUACCACCUACCUGGAGAUUCUGGUUAAUGAUGUGAAUGAUAACGCGCCCAGAUUCCUGAGGGAUCGUUACCUGGGCUCUGUAAUGGAGGAUGUACCUGUGUAUACAAGCGUAGUCCAGGUUUCAGCUACAGAUCAGGACUCUGGCUUAAAUGGUCGUGUUUUUUACACCUUUCAGGGGGGUGAUGAUGGUGACGGUGACUUUAUUAUCGAGUCUACAUCUGGAAUCGUUCGCACGCUGAGGCGACUGGACCGUGAGAACACUGCCAUCUAUACCUUACAGGCUUUUGCUGUAGAUAAAGGAGUUCCUGCUCUGAGAACUUCAGUAGACAUUCAAGUGAUGAUCUUGGAUGUAAACGACAACCCGCCCGUGUUUGAGAAGGACGAGUUUGACAUCUUUGUUGAGGAAAACAGCCCCAUCGGUCUUGUCGUAGCCCACAUCUCAGCCACAGACCCUGACGAGGGUAGCAAUGCCCAGAUCAUGUACCAGAUCGUUGAGGGGAACAUCCCAGAGGUGUUCCAACUCGACAUUUUUACAGGUGAGCUCGUGGCUCUGAUGGAUUUGGACUACGAGGUUCGAUCUGUAUAUGUCAUUGUGGUCCAGGCCACCUCGGCUCCUCUGGUCAGCCGAGCCAUCGUGCACAUCAGACUCAUUGACAAGAACGACAACCUCCCUGUCCUGAAGAACUUCCAGAUUAUUUUCAACAACUAUGUGACGGAAAAGUCCAGCAGCUUUCCGACAGGGAUGAUCGGAAAAAUUCCAGCCUACGAUCCGGAUGUAUCCGAUCAGCUGAGCUACAGGUUUGAAGCAGGAAAUGAGCUGCACCUGCUGAUCCUGAACCAGACCACCGGAGAGAUACAACUGAGCCGAGAUCUGGACAACAACCGACCACUGGAGGCCUCGAUGAGGAUCGCCGUCUCAGAUGGUGUUCACUCAGUCUCGGCUCAGUGCUUGCUGCAGGUUACCAUUAUCACAGAUGAAAUGCUCUCUAACAGCAUCACGCUCCGAUUGGCUAACACCUCCCAGGAGCGCUUCCUCUCCGUCUUAUUGGCAGAGUUCUUGGAGGGCGUGGCCAGUGUGCUGUCUGCUCGCCGCGAUGAUGUCAUCAUCUUCAAUGUCCAAGACGACACUGACGUCAACGCUGCCAUAUUAAAUGUCAGCCUGUCUGUGUUCCGAUUGGGUGACAGGCUUGUGGGUGGGGCCUCUCACCUGGGAGCAUUGGGGGUGGAGUUUAUAGGUUCAGAAGAGCUCCAGGAGCGUCUUUACCUGAACCGGAGCUUGCUAGCACACAUUUCCUCUCAGCAGGUCCUGCCUUUCGAUGACAACAUCUGCCUGCGUGAGCCGUGUGAGAACUACAUGAAAUGUGUGUCGGUGCUGAAGUUCGACAGCCUUGCGCCAUUCGUCACCUCUGACACCAUCCUGUUUCGCCCCAUUCAGCCAAUCACAGGCCUCCGCUGCCGGUGCCCGCCCGGAUUCACCGGCGAGUUCUGUGAGACCGAGAUAAACCUGUGCUACUCAAACCCAUGUGGGAACAAUGGGGUGUGUCGCUCUCAUGAGGGAGGGUUUACCUGCGAGUGUCUCCAUGACUAUACAGGUGAUCUGUGUGAGGUGUCAUCACGCUCAGGCCGUUGUGUGCCAGGUGUGUGUAAGAACAGGGGUGUUUGUGUGAACCUGUUGGUGGGGGGGUUCAGGUGUGAGUGUCCACCAGGAGCUUAUGAGAAGCCGUACUGUCACAUGAGCACACGCAGCUUCCCCCCAAACUCCUUCAUCACCUUCAAGGGUCUUCGUCAGAGAUUCCACUUCACACUCACUCUCAGCUUUGCCACCAGAGAGCCCAACGGGUUGCUGCUCUACAAUGGCCGCUUUAACGAGAAACAUGACUUCAUCGCCAUGGAGAUUGUUAAUGAGCAAGUUCAACUCACCUUUUCAGCAGGUGAAACAAAGACAACAGUAUCACCCAUCAUCUUGGGGGGAGUGAGUGAUGGAGAGUGGCACUCUGUUCACAUGCACUAUUACAACAAGCCUGUCCUGAACCAGGCUGGUCUCCCACAGGGUCCAUCAGAUCAGAAGGUUGUCGUGGUAACGGUGGAUAACUGUGACACGUCGGUGGCACUUCGUUUUGGUCGCAUCAUCGGGAACUACUCGUGUGCUGCUCAGGGCAGCCAGUCAGGAUCUAAGAAGUCUCUGGACCUCACAGGGCCAUUGUUGCUGGGCGGAGUUCCUCAUCUACCUGAGGAUUUCCCCAUGAAGAGCCGGCAGUUUGUGGGCUGCAUGAAGGACCUGCACAUCAACAGCAGAUACAUCGACAUGAACAGCUACAUCGCUAACAACGGCACUGUACCAGGAUGCUCAGUAAAGAAACAGAUGUGUGUGAGCAGUCCGUGUGUGAACGGCGGUGUGUGUGUGAGUCUGUGGGGUUCUUUUAAGUGCGACUGCCUGCUGGGGUUCGGCGGGAGGAGUUGUGAGAAAGUGAUGCCCAACCCUCAGCGUUUCCAUGGUAACAGCCUGUUGCUGUGGAGAGCGCUGGAUGCUGUGGUGACGGUUCCCUGGCGACUGGAGCUGAUGUUCCGCACUCGACAACUGACAGCUACGAUUUUACACAUCACCACUGAACAUCAGCACAACCUCACUGUUGAGCUGCGAGACAGCAGUGUUUUGAUGUCUCUCUACCAUGGUGAGGACUCGGCUGUGUCUCGUCUUGAGGAGGCGUCUGUUGCUGAUGGUGAGUGGCAUCACCUGCAGAUUGAAGUGCGCACUUCAUCUAGGGAACUUGUGACAGUAGCAACAGCGACACUCACACUCGACCACGGCCUCUACAAGUCCUCAAUGGAGGUGGACAGUGAGAUUCAGGGUGAGACGUUGAAGGUUCUGAGUGUUGGAGGAAUUGCUGCAGGAAACGAAAAAGUUCAUCAUGGAUUCUAUGGAUGUGUACAGGGUGUACGUGUGAGCGAUGCUGUGCUGAGUGUGUUUCAGGCUUACAGGUUAAAUGUGGAAGAUGGCUGCUAUGUGUCUGACCCCUGUGCCUCCAACCCUUGCCCUAGCCACAGUAUCUGCACCAAACACUGGGACUCUUACACCUGCACUUGCCUACCAGGUUACUAUGGUGACAACUGUACUGAUGUGUGCACACUGAACCCCUGCGAACACCAAUCAGCUUGCAGUAAAAAGUCAAGCUCCGCCCACGGCUACACAUGUGACUGCCGCAGUAAUUAUUUUGGACAUUACUGUGAGAAAAAGACUGACCUGCCAUGUCCUCGAGGUUGGUGGGGACAUAAGACAUGUGGUCCAUGUAACUGUCCAACCGACAAGGGCUUUGAUUCAGACUGCAACAAGACCAGCGGAGAGUGUCGCUGCAAGGAUAACCACUUCAGGCCACUGGACAGUGAUGUGUGUUUGCUGUGUGACUGCUACCCCGUGGGCUCGUUCUCGCGUGUGUGUGACAGACAGAGUGGACAGUGUCAGUGUAAACCAGGCGUCAUCGGCCGACAGUGUGACCGCUGUGACAAUCCGUUUGCCGAGGUCUCAGCCAAUGGCUGCGAAGUGAUCUAUGACAGUUGUCCCCUGUCGAUCGAGGGAGGGAUUUGGUGGCCAAGGACAAAGUUUGGUCUCCCAGCAGCGGUGCCAUGUCCUAAAGGCUCCACAGGCACAGCAAUCAGACACUGUGAUGAACACAAAGGCUGGCUGCCUCCCAACCUCUUUAACUGCACUUCCAUCACCUUCACUAAGCUCAAGCCACUUUGGGAGAAGAUAAACAGGAACAUGUCUGUGUUGGACUCAGUUACAGUUCAGCAGGCUGCGUCUCUGCUCUACAACGCCACGACACACACACACUCAUACUACGGCAGUGAUGUUCAGAUGGCCUACCACCUCACACACACACUGCUGCAGCACGAGAGCAACACACACGGUUUCAACCUGGCUGCUACGCAGGAUGUUCGCUUCAACGAGCACCUGAUGCGUGUGUGUAGUGUGAUCCUGGCCUCAGACACUCGUCCUCACUGGGAGCAGAUCCAGCAGACACAGGGAGGAACAGCAGCGCUGCUGCAGCAGUUUGAGGCAUACACACACACACUCGCUCAGAACAUGAGGAGAACCUACAUGAACCCCUUUACCAUCAUCACACCUAACAUAGUCUUCUCUAUUGAUCGUUUGGAUAAGAUGAAUUUUGACGGUGCUAAACUCCCUCGCUAUCACUCUCUGCGUGGACUCCACCCACAUGACUUUGACACAGCCGUCACACUCCCUGAUUCCAUUUUUAGCCCCACCCCCGAGGGGAAAAGUCACCGACAUCAUGGUCAGCCAAUCACAGAGCUCACUAGGAAUCACUCUGCCAAUCGCAUGAGGCGUCACCCUGAUGAGCGCGAGCAGCAGGCCGUUGCUAGCAUCAUCAUCUUCCACACACUUGCUUCACUACUGCCUGAGAGAUAUGACGGUGACAAGAGGAGUCUGAGGGUUCCUAAGCGUCCAGUCAUUAACACUCCAGUGGUCAGUGUGAUGGUGUUUGAUAACGAGCAGCAUGUACAGCACACGCUGGAGAAACCAGUCACUCUACAGUUCCGCCUGCUCACCACUGAGGAGCGCUCUAAACCCAUCUGUGUGUUCUGGAACCACUCUGUUGGUGUGGGUGGUUGGUCCUCUAAAGGGUGUGAGGUGGUAUUUAGAAACAACACACACAUCAGCUGCCAGUGUUACCAUAUGACCAGUUUUGCGGUGUUGAUGGACAUCUCACACAGAGAAAAUGGUGAGAUCUUGCCAAUGAGGUUGGUGACGAUGUGUACAGUGUUGGUGACUCUGGGCUUCAUCUUCCUCACCAUCAUCUUCCUCACCUGUCUAAGAGAUGUCAACUCCAACCUGAGCAGCAUUGCCAACAAUGGAGCCUCUGCUCUCUUCAUCGCCCAGCUCCUCUUCAUCCUUGGCAUCAACCAGACUGACAACCCGUUUGUGUGUACAAUCAUGGCCAUCCUGCUGCAGUUCUUCUACAUGUGUGUGUUUUCUUGGCUUUUCCUUGAGAGUCUCCAUGUGUACCGCAUGCUGAACGAAGCCAGAGACAUUAACUAUGGCCCCAUGCGCUUCUACUACCUCAUCGGCUGGGGCGUGCCAGCCAUCAUCACUGGUCUGGCAGUGGGAUUGGACCCUGAGGGAUACGGAAACCCAGACUUCUGCUGGCUCUCUCUGUAUGACAUGCUGGUCUGGAGUCUUGCUGGACCAAUUGCUCUGGUUGUGGCUAUGAAUCUGUUCCUGUACAUUCUGGCCUCCAGAACAUCGUGUGCCUUUAAAACACACAGCUGUGAGAAGAAAACACAUCCUGAGUGUGGAUUGCGGAUGGCAUGUGGUGUGUUGUUCUUGGUGACGGUGACAUGUUUACUCUCUCUGCUAUCUGUAAACACUGAUCUCAUUUUGUUUCACUACCUGUUUGCUGCAGUCAACUGUCUACAGGGUCCACUCAUCUUCCUUUUCAGGAUUGUGUUUAGCAAGGAGGUUCGCAGCGCUGUACAGUACUGCUGUGGCAAAAAACGUCCAGAACACACCAUCAAAACCAAACCACCAUCGUACAGCAGUAGUUAUGUAGACGGACGUGUUUACCAUUUGUCCUGUACUGAGUCCAGUGUUUCUCUAAAUGGGACGCUGCAGAGCAUCAAGAGCCAACACAGUUAUGUCCCCUUUAUACUGAGGGAGGAUGGCGGUUUAAAUAACAGCGACGAUGCUCUGAACAAUGAGAACAAAGAUGGUGAAGACCCUGACUCAGACAGUGAUCUGUCAGAGAUGGAAGAUGAUCAGAGUGGCUCGUACGCCUCCACAAACUCAUCAGACAGUGAGGAGGAGGAAGAGCAAUAUACACCAGAGAAGUGGUGGGAAGACCACACACACUCCUGUCAGAGGGAACAGGACUGCGAUUUAAGGGCCUGCACCAAAUCAAAUGCAGAGGCUAUGAAUCCUCCAGAGGAGACAGCUGAAAAUUAUGGGAAAGAGAGCAUGCUGCCUUUACUACACAACACACACACACACACUCACAGAGGUAUUCUGAAGAAGAAGCCCCUUUCUCCAAUCGCUGAGAGAAACGGAUUACAUCGCAUCCAUAACCAACUGUCCAUCAGCCCGUCAGGCUCCGCCUCCUCUAGAGGCCCCUGUGCUUCCAUUGGCUCCUCCCCCAAAACCGAUCAGUCAAAUGGAGCUGCUACGUGUGUGAAGACAGGAGUGCGGAACAGUGAUUCGUCUGGAUCAGAGUGAUUGAUGAUGUAUGACACACAGUAAUGAUGUCAGGACAGUGAUGAUGUCAUCACAACAUGCCGUUUGUUUCAUGACAUCGUUAAGUGCAGCAUGGAGGCAGGGCUGUGAUUAGUUUGUAUGGUGGACCAGCUUCGUUCUGCUCCGUGUGUGUGAUUGAGAUAAUCAGUCAUGUCUCAUAUUCAUGACGUCACAGCUUUGCUUUCUAACAUUCUCCAUUUGUCUCUCGCUUGCCUCCGCCCUUUCAGACAGUCCCACCAAACCUCCAUGUGACCAUCCUGACAGCAUAAGGGGUGUGUCCACUAUUCUUGAAGUCACUCCAACCUGCCUCAGGAACACAGCAGGAAAACUGUAGGCUUUGGACAAUCCCAUGAUCCCCGGUGACAUUUUUGGUACCUGCCUUCUCUCUGUGCCAAACCUCAAUGAUGGUCUCUGGUUUUAUUUCUAUAUGCACUUUUAAAAGGAUCUCCACAAGAAAAAAACGUCAAGACAUCAAACAUGAGGAAGCAUGAAGGCAUUAAGCUGAACAGGAAGUGGGGAAGCGUUCUGGAAUAUCAGAGAAACUCCACUCCCUCUGGGAGAGAUUGAGGCUGACAUCAGAAGGUGUUUUUUACUCCUCACCACUGAGCACGUUUGGAGGAAACUCCCUUUCUGUACACUGAACAUGUGACGAUAAUCAGCUAGACGAUGAACUGUGAUAUUAAUGACAUCGUUAUCGUAAACUACUCACACGGCUCCUGCUCUCAGGUCAGGAUCAGGGCGUGUCAGUAGGAGAGAUUUCUGGGCUCCUGAACCUCCAUCAGUCCUUAUAUUCAACACAAACCCUUCAUUUUCUCACAACAUCCCACAAUCCUGUGCUUUAUUUCCAGCAGCAGCACAGACGAACAUUUUCACACCACGAUAUUGUGAUUGCGUUCACAGUUGUGAGGUCUGUGGUCACAUCUACACGUGUUGGACCUUAUUGUGCCUGGAAUAAUUGUGAUAAACAAUAUCUCUUAUUUUAAUAUCAUUUUAUUCCACUAAUAUCCUGAUUACAUACAAGCCUAAUAAUGCAAGUACUCCCUUUUAAAAAGCAAUAAACUUUAAUUCUCCAGAAUAUACAGCCAGUGGAACUGGAAUAAAUAUAUAAAAUAUAACUAAAAUAAAUGCACUGAAGUAUAGAGUCAUUCACACCUUAACGAAUACUGCUAAUGCUCAGGACCUAAAAGUUAGUUAUAAAUCACAACAAAGUCUGUAUAAAGUCAGCUGAGGUUUUCAGUUACUAAACACAGUUUUACAUCAACCGUCCACAAGAGGGCGCUGUGAGUAAACACAAACCUGCUGUUAACACAGUGCGUUCAUUUGAACCUAAUUUAGCAGCUAUUAAAGCUAUUAUAUUUAAUAUACAUCAUCAGAUUGAACUUGUUCUCUCAGGUCAGAUCCAGUCUCACCUUCACCUUCAGUCUCCACUGUUUUGCUCUGUGUGUGUGUGUGUUUGUGUGCGUAUAAUGUGACUUCUGGAGAGCGGAAGAGAAAGCAGGAGCAACGUGAAAGACGAACACGGACUUUUAUUCUGAUGUCAACAAAGAGGGACGAUGUCGAGCUCGUGUUUAUACACCUGUAGAUCUGUCGACGACCUAAUCACACACACACUUACUUCUGCUCUCCAGCAGUCACAUUCUAUUACAAACUUGCACACACAUUCAUACAAUCUCUCUCUCUCUCACACACACACACACACACACACACACACACACACACACACACACACACACACACACACACACACAGGGAGUAAUGAUACCUUCUCACCAUCCAGCCUUCAUUAAACGACUGAUAAAGGUAAAUAAAUGAACACAACACGAAACCCUUUGAUACACUGAACUUUUUUCUUUAUCUUUUAUACGGAUGUUUUUUUUUUCAGUUUGAAGUUUUUCACUCUGACUUUUGUAGUAAUGAAGGACGCUGUUGAUUAGUUUGUUUUUGUAAAUAUUGUUUGAAACUUUGCAGUGUUAGAAAGAUGUCUGAUGUUGUACAGGUUUGUUGUGUGUGUGUGUGUAAAUAUUGUGUAACUGCAUUAACACACUUCAUUCAUGUGUUCAGUUCACAUGGACUGAUGGAAAAACACUCUUUUUGUAAGUGUUGUACUUUUUAUAAACUGGUGUUUUGUACAGUUCAGAUUUAUAUUGAUUUAUUUUCACUUUUUUUCGUUUUGUGAAUCACACUGUUCAGGUCAUAUAAUAAAUACAGUCUUGUGCUUA
Messenger RNA from Tachysurus fulvidraco (yellow catfish), 11385 nucleotides. It is a transcript of the gene celsr2, whose product is annotated as cadherin, EGF LAG seven-pass G-type receptor 2. Gene Ontology annotation, molecular function: G protein-coupled receptor activity; calcium ion binding. Gene Ontology annotation, cellular component: plasma membrane. The record is from RefSeq and is a predicted model, not a curated record. Gene Ontology annotation, biological process: homophilic cell-cell adhesion; G protein-coupled receptor signaling pathway; cell surface receptor signaling pathway. The transcript is spliced from 33 exons. The coding region runs from base 305 to 9148 and encodes 2947 amino acids. NCBI's taxonomy places the organism in Eukaryota, Metazoa, Chordata, Actinopteri, Siluriformes, Bagridae.